UCAGGUAAAAAGAAAGAUUUGAUAUUAGUAGUAUUCUCUAACGUUAAUCAGAUACCUCUUCUUCUUCCAGCUCUGUCCAUAAGAACUCCUUGUUGUCAAGCCCUCAAAGGUCAACUUCCAAGACAUUCGCUCCUAUCAAGAUAAAAAAGACAAAUAGCAAUACACUAGACAUGUUCCUAAAGCGAACUGUAGACGUUAAGCCUAAUGUCACUACACCUACUGAAACCAUUCGUGGCGAAGCUGCUCAGGCAGCUAUAGCUAAAGUCAAUCGAUCUGCAUUGAAUGGUAGGCCCACAAUGAAACGAACUGGUAGCUUCACUUCAAGUGCACAAGCAACCGAGCGACAAAAGAAAAAGAAAAUGGAGCCAUCUAUGCUCUCUUCACAACAGGAAACUACAGGCACUGUCAUUUUAAGAAGAAACAAUAAUAUACCAAAUACAGAAGAAACGACACCUCGUACUUCCAUGAAUAGAUAUCUUGGUACCAAUCUUUUUGCUGAUUUUGCAGAGACAUGUCCUGUAAGGAGCCUAUGGAUAUCAAAUAUCAAAUACUAAUGGUUUUAUAGUCACCUUCUACCAGAACAAAUAGAAAUAGUGAUCAAGUCCAAGUACCGAAGACACCCGAGAUUACACCUGUGCGUUAUAGAAAGAUCAUGAUGGACCGUACACCGCAUCGUCUCGAAGAACCAGAAGGCGGAAUUAUAGAGGAUUUCAAUCUCCCAGACGAGCCAACAUCCAAAACUCCAUAUACACCUCGCACAGCAGCCA
Messenger RNA from Gilbertella persicaria, 767 nucleotides. RefSeq lists its product as uncharacterized. Lineage: Eukaryota; Fungi; Mucoromycota; Mucoromycetes; Mucorales; Choanephoraceae. The record is from RefSeq and is a predicted model, not a curated record. The transcript has a single exon. Bases 171 to 554 code for a protein of 127 amino acids.